GGUAACUUUCUUACGAUACUCUUCCGCUGGACGACCUAGUGCUCGCAGUGCGCCCGCAUUUUUGAGGAUUUCAGAUACAGUACUCAAAGCUGAGCUCCGUUACUAGACAUCCCCAUCGUUUUAUCCACUGGAAGACAACAAAGCUGUAUUUUUACACUGUAAAAAUACCCAGUUUCUCUAAGGCGUUUGAAAUCGGACACCGCUGGCAUUGAGGCCCUCACUUUUGUGCGGAGGGAUACGGUGUUGCGUCUGACAAUGUGGACGGAGGUGGUGAAGAUGUCUACGAGAAGAAUGAAAUCAUCUCAGUUGUAACAACAAAAAGGAGGACGCCAGAUUAGUUACUAUAAUAGAUUUGUUUGCACACAGACUUGUUACAUUGAAGCAAACACGUGGGCGCUGUGUGAUAACAGGCUUACCGGGACAAAGGGAAGACAUCUACGGUCCUCCAAUGCGUUUCAUGCACUGAGGUCGAAAUUCUCUUGAAGUUUUAUGUUUUUCCCCUUGCGAGUCUCCGCUUUUCUUUUUACUGUUGGAUAUCAGACACUUGGAGAGGAGAGGGAUUAUUAGAGACUGAAGGGUAUGAACGAACAGCAGCAAAGAAUGGCUGCAGUGGGAACUGACAAGGAACUGAGCGACCUCCUGGAUUUCAGUGCGAUGUUCGCGCCUCCAGUAGCCAAUGGGAAGAACAGGACAAUGACACUUGCCAGCAGUCAGUUCGGUGGCUCAGCAAUAGAUGACCGCAGCGGCUCUGGGUCUUGGGGCUCAGCUGAACAGAACAGCCCCUCUUUCAGCCAAGGACGGGGCUAUGCCGAGGGAUCCCACUACAGUGAGCAUGAGGGCUUGUCCUCUCCGUUCAUCAGUUCAGGAGUUGCAGGUAAAAAUGAGAGGCCACCAUACACUCCCUUUGGAAGCCAGCCUGGUUUCCUUCCGAGUGACAUAGCGAUGCCCAGCCCAGAUGCUAUGUCCCCCUCUGGCCUGAAAUCUGGCUCCCAAUUUUACCCCUCAUACCCCAACAACCCCAGGAGAAGACCGCCUGAUGGAGGAAUAGACACCCAGCCAAAGAAGAUUCGGAAACCCCCUGGCCUGCCGUCCUCGGUGUAUGCCUCCACAUCUGGUGAUGAGUAUGCCCGAGACAAUGGAGGAUAUCCCGGUGCUAAGCCUGGAGCUGUCUACCCUGGCUCUUUCUAUAUGCAAGAAGACCCCUGGUCAUCUUCUGGCUACUCUGCCAUGCUGGGUAAUUCUCCUCACAUUGGACAGCCAGGGUCCUUCUCUGCAAUUAACCCACAGGACAGAAUGAACUAUCCUCUGCACGGCAGCGAAGUCAAUGGCUUCCACUCAGCUCCCACCACUUACAACCACACACCCACCAUCAAUGGAGAUGCCAUCAUGGCCAACCGAGGUACCACAGCUGGCAGUUCGGGAGAUGAAAUUGGGAAGGCUCUUGCCUCAAUUUACCCGUCGGACCACAACAGUAAUAACUUCUCCUCAGCUCCAUCUACUCCUGGAUCUCCUCAGGCUAUUGCAGGUACAGUUCAAUUCUCAUAUGCAGUUAAAUGUUAUGUAGAGGUAAUAAUCUCAGACUAAUGUCAGACUAAUCUUACACCCCAGUAUGAAGAAAUCUGCAUUUCAUAAACACUUUAUUCAUUCUC
Messenger RNA from Scatophagus argus, 1649 nucleotides. It is a transcript of the gene tcf3b, whose product is annotated as transcription factor 3b. The record is from RefSeq and is a predicted model, not a curated record. Gene Ontology annotation, biological process: regulation of transcription by RNA polymerase II. Gene Ontology annotation, molecular function: DNA-binding transcription factor activity, RNA polymerase II-specific; RNA polymerase II cis-regulatory region sequence-specific DNA binding. NCBI's taxonomy places the organism in Eukaryota, Metazoa, Chordata, Actinopteri, Scatophagidae. The coding region runs from base 580 to 1584 and encodes 334 amino acids. Gene Ontology annotation, cellular component: transcription regulator complex. The transcript has 14 exons.